This is a messenger RNA of Peronospora belbahrii, 492 nucleotides long. The record is from the annotation of a GenBank genome assembly. NCBI's taxonomy places the organism in Eukaryota, Oomycota, Peronosporomycetes, Peronosporales, Peronosporaceae.
AUGCGUUUCAUCUUCUUCCUUUCCCUGCUCCUGACCACAUUUGUCUUGAGCAGUGACACCUUCGUCAGCGCGGAAACCAACGCUGUAAAGAAUUAUAGCUACGACAGGACCAAUGUCCGCCGCCUACGUGGAGAAAGCAACGUCGAAGAGGAGAGAAUUGACACGCAUGGUGCUGAAGGUGCCGUCGAGCAUUUGUUACCUGCUGCCAUGGCUGAAGCAGCGACACCAGCUAUUCAAGCUGCGGAGAAAACAUAUAGAAAAAGUGAUGAAGAGAUCGCGAAAUUAGCGCAGAAGAUUGUCGACACACACGAAUUAUGGAAACUCGAAAAUGAAGAUUUGGCAAGACUAGCAGUCGCGUUGUCCAGGGCGCAAAAAAGUGACGUGAAAAAGUGGUCUUUGUUCAUGAUAGUGCUUAUUGCAUCCUUAACCGGUACUGGUGUUGGUUUUGCUACGUACGCACUUUACCAGUUGCUCACACCAUACGGCGCCUAG